Messenger RNA from Amphimedon queenslandica, 1817 nucleotides. RefSeq names its product TOM1-like protein 2. The transcript has 13 exons. NCBI's taxonomy places the organism in Eukaryota, Metazoa, Porifera, Demospongiae, Haplosclerida, Niphatidae. Gene Ontology annotation, biological process: signal transduction. The coding region runs from base 35 to 1618 and encodes 527 amino acids. Gene Ontology annotation, cellular component: membrane; endosome. The record is from RefSeq and is a predicted model, not a curated record. Gene Ontology annotation, molecular function: phosphatidylinositol binding; clathrin binding; ubiquitin binding.
CGUCACGUCACGUGAUCUUAGCCCCACAGUAAAGAUGGCAUUUUUUGGUUUUGGUCCUUUCUCGACAGAAAUAGGGUCACUGAUCGAGCAAGCGACAGACAACUCUGCUUCGGCCGGAAAUAUAGCCCUCCAUCUUCAAAUCUGUGACGCUAUCAACUCUUUCGAGACAGGUCCUAAAGAUGCUGUGGCUGCCAUUAGAAAGCGAUUAACUGGAAGCAUGAAGAACUUUCAUAUCAUAAACCUAACCCUGACCGUACUGGAAACCUGUGUCAAGAACUGUGGUCCUAUGUUUCAUGGAAGAAUAGCUACUAAAGAAUUUCUAAAGGACCUUACGAAUGUUAUACAACCCAAAAAUAAUCCUCCUACCAUAGUACGAGAGCGUAUAUUAGGACUAAUACAGUAUUGGGCAGAUGCCUUUAAAGCUAAUCCAGAGCUAGCAGCUGUCAAUGAAGUGUAUCAACAAUUGAAAAACGAUGGUGUUGAAUUCCCACCUCUGGACUUGGACACGUUUGCUCCAAUCAGCACGCCUUUUAGGCCAGAAGGUGGUUCACAGCAAGUGCAAGAGAGACCGUCUCAACAGCAACCAUCAUCGUCUCAUCAGGUUGUGGGUGGGGCCAGUCCUAGAGGGGGCGGGAGACCUAUUAGAAGUCUUAAACCCGAACAAAUUGCAAAAUUAUUGUCAGAACUUGAUGUAGUGAGAAGAAAUCUUGAUGUAAUGAAUGAGAUAUUGGUAGAGAAUGAGCCAGGCAAAGAGUCAGAAGAUGAUUAUAGUUUGAUGCAAGAGCUAAACACUACAAUGAGAUCAAUGCAGGAAAGAGUGACAAUACUAAUAGGAAGGGUGCAAGAUGAGAUAGUGAUGGAGAGUUUGCUACAGAUUAAUGAUGAGCUGAAUGGUUGUUUCACACGGUACGACCGUCACAUGAAGAAUAGGAAGGCAGCGGCUGCUAAUGUAAGCGGAAACGAAACGAGUUUCACUGAUCCAGUGAUUGACUUGCCUCCUCCAAUGGAUUCUACUGCUCCUUCAAUUAGCUACCCUUCAUUAGAUGAUGAACCUCCUCCCCAGUAUGAGAAGGAAGAUUCGUCAAGAGGAGGUGGUGAUGAAGCUGUUGGUCAACUCAUUGAUCUGGGGAUUGAUUUGAGUGCUCCUCCUCCUCCUCCCUCUACUGCUGGUGGUGGUAAUGAUAUAGUACAACAAUUGGCACAAAUAGGUAUAACUUCUGAUCCUGCACCCUCGAUGGGUGGAGUAGGGGGAGGUACUUCUAGUAAUCUUCUCUCCUCGGGCCAAAACGAUUUUGACAUGUUUGCACACAGUCGACUGGCAUACAGUAACACUAGUGAGGGAUCCACAUAUGAAGAUAAUAGACAGGAGCAAGGGACAUCUUUAACUUCUGCACUUCUACGUCAGCCACAACCUGAACCAAUACCUGCUAAUCAAUAUGAAAAUCUAUCAGAAUGGGUAGGAGCUACAAGUAAUGACACACAGCAGUCAACCCAACAAGAUCAAGCAACCAGUGCUGAGUUUGAUCAGUUUUUAGCUGACAGGGCAGGUAAGGGCAGUAAGCACAGACCACAGAUGCAGAAACACGAAGAACUAAAUGACGAAUUGUUCCAGCUGUAAAAUAAAAUUAAAUAUUAAUGAUUAUAUUGGACUCUACAUAUUUUAGUUAGCUUCAGCGUUUGCCGCCUUUAAUUUGUCUCUCUUUCCUUUUCCCCUCUCUUCCUCUCAAUGUGUGAACUAUUUCAUUAUCUGUUGUUUAUAGUUAUUAAUGUUGUUGCUCUUUGUUUUCUUAAAAUCAAUAACUAUAUCACACACAAAA